Molecule: messenger RNA, 2097 nt
Organism: Schistosoma turkestanicum
Lineage: Eukaryota; Metazoa; Platyhelminthes; Trematoda; Strigeidida; Schistosomatidae
Source: the annotation of a GenBank genome assembly
CUGUCUCCCGCUUCGUCUAAGCGUAAUGUCUGUAAAGCAUUCAGGACCCCACUCUACUGACUUUUAAAUUCUCGUACACUUCGUCCGAAUCUCGUGCUUGUGCUAUUUCUGAUUUCUUCCAAUUGAUUCCUAUCUUAAAUACAAUCUGGCACGCUUCUCCUUACACUCCCCUAGCACACAAGGCACCUAUCAGCUGAACUGAAGCUUACAAAAGGUUGAAGUUACAUGUCUACUUCUGGAAAACUGCCUGAAUACUUUGAUGUCUACCCAGCUGAUCCAGCUGAAUCUGUAGAUUUUGAAUUCUUUGAUGAACAUCCUGAGUCGAUCCUGGAACCAUUGAAAAAGGAUGAUAAAAAAGAUUCUGAGCUCACGCAUUCGGCUUCACUUGAGCCAAACAAUAAAACUUUGAUGUUAAAACAACAACAGCGAGGUAAUCCGUAUAAACGGAAUGGAGAUGUUGAUCUAAGCGACGAAACAUAUCACAGCACUGAGGACGAAGACGAGAUUAGGAAAAUAAAAGGAGAUGGAAACAAUCGGGGUAAAAGUUCAUUGUCUCAUAAACCAGAUAACAAUCCUAAUAAAAUAAAUAAGAAGAAAGCUGUAGUGAAGGAUGUGUACAGUGAUUCAAUGAAUUACAAUGACAUCGAAGAACGAUCAAAUUUAUCUUCUAGUGAUAUUACUGGUCUUUCUAGUAAUGAAACUAACUAUCAAACGUCUAGAAAUUCCCCAGUGCGGCAAUCUUUAAACAAAAAUGAUAACCAGAAAAAACAAACCAAACUCUCAUUUCAUAGUCCUAAUAUUUAUAAUGUGAAUAAUGAACGUAUUAAUGUAGACGAAAUUGCAGAUGCUUUGAAAACUCUUAAUAAAAAGGUUCAUCGGUUACAUAUCCGUCCACCAUGGAAAGAUCCAAAUUCAAAACCACUCCCGAGUGAUCAAACAAUAGCAUUUUAUAAUAUGUACGAAGAUUAUUUGAAGUAUCAAAGUCAGCGACCAUCUUCAAGUUUAAGCUGUUCAGCAAAAUUUUUACAUGAUGAAAUAGCUGUACGUAGAUUAUACCAUUCGACAUUGAAUCGUUUGCGUCAAAACGAAAAAAUCCAGAUAGAAAACUAUGAAUUAGCUAAACGCUUAAAAAAUAUUCGACCAACAACUGGUAUGACAAGAGAAGAACAAUUACGAGAUUAUAAAAAGUAUUUUAUUACACCGAAUUCAUUGUAUGCCUAUCAAAAAUCGGAAUCCACUGCUCCAUGUCGAAAACUUUUCCCUAUAAAUCAUAAACAUAAUAAUUUAAAAUCAAAUGAAUUAAAAUCGAAAUCUGUAAAUAGUGAUUUAUCACAUAAUAAUAAUAAUAAUAAACACCAAACAAACAGUAUUAAUGAUAAUUAUAAAAAUAAUUUAAAGCGAUUAAAUAAAGAUGCACAAGGCCAAAUGAAACUUGAACAUUCAUAUAAUUCAAAUUAUAAGCAUGAAUCCGAUUCAUCUUCGUCAACUUUAAAUCAUCAAGUGAACUAUUCAAAACAAUCAUUGAAUACAUCAAAAAUCAUUCGACACCAACAACCACCACCACCCAAUCAUCAUCAUCAUCAUACAUCAAUAUUAUCAUCAACAUCAUCUCUGUCGGGUUCAUUUAAUUCCUCAUCGGAAGUGUCGGUUAAACUUUGAAAAAAGACACUUUUUAAAAUUAUAACUUAUUAUUUUUUUUGACUAUUGUUGGUGUUCUUUCAAAAUAAAUUAUAUUGUGAAUGACUACUACUAUAAGUACAUUUACAGAAAAAUCAAUAUUUAAAUGAAACAACUACUGAACAACUGAUGAAGCAACCUUUUUAUUAUCGUUUAGGAUGUCUUUCGAUUUCGCAUAUUUUACUAUAUAUAUAUACAUAAAAAAAAGAGUAUCAGUAUGUUUAAAGGGAAAAUAGAUUUGUUUUGUCUGUUUAUUUUGAAUCUUUUAAACACUCUCCAAUUAUUAUCUUUCCCGAUUGAUUCAUCAUCUUAUCAAAUAUCACAAAUCAAUACUUCCAUUAUAUAUAUACGACAAAUGAUGUAGAAAAGGGAUAAUCGACUAUUUUGAGUACUAUGAUCAAUAUAUAUAUAUAUAUAUAU